Messenger RNA from Jatropha curcas, 1824 nucleotides. Its product is annotated as AP-1 complex subunit mu-2. Gene Ontology annotation, biological process: vesicle-mediated transport; intracellular protein transport. The record is from RefSeq and is a predicted model, not a curated record. Gene Ontology annotation, cellular component: clathrin adaptor complex. Lineage: Eukaryota; Viridiplantae; Streptophyta; Magnoliopsida; Malpighiales; Euphorbiaceae.
AAUUGGAAAUGCAAGCGCGUUACAUGGCACUCCACUUUCGUCUCCCAGGCCCCAGCUCAGACUGACUAUGGUAGACCACCGUAUUCUCACACAAGAAAUUUUUUCUUUCGACUUCAUCAACAGCAAAAAUUAUUCUAAAAUCUUAUAAUUUAUUCAUUUUUUAUAAUUUCCUUCACAACGAAACGGAUCUAUUUACCAGCUUAAAUCAAUAAAUUGAAUCGUUACAUUGAUCAUUCAUUCUCGUAUUCUAUUCAUUCUCUUUCGAUACCAAUCACAGUUGCAGAUUCACAUCUGCAACUUCGAUCUGCUCCAUCAAUGGCAGGCGCCGCCUCGGCGCUUUUUCUUUUAGAUAUCAAAGGCCGUAUCUUGAUUUGGCGUGAUUACCGCGGGGACGUUUCCUCCGUUCAGGCCGAGCGCUUCUUCACCAAGCUUAUCGAGAAAGAGGGUGAUCCGCAGUCUCAGAAUCCAGUGGUCUAUGACAAUGGAGUAACUUACUUGUUUAUACAGCACAAUAAUAUAUACUUGAUGACUGCAACUAGGCAGAAUUGCAAUGCUGCCAGCCUGCUUCUCUUUCUGCACCGUGUGGUUGAUGUAUUCAGGCAUUAUUUUGAAGAGUUAGAAGAGGAAUCUUUGAGGGAUAACUUUGUGGUUGUGUACGAGUUGCUUGAUGAAAUCAUGGACUUUGGUUUCCCUCAAUAUACUGAAGCGAAGAUUCUUAGUGAGUUUAUCAAGACUGAUGCUUAUAGGAUGGAAGUUGCUGCCCGACCUCCAAUGGCGGUAACAAAUGCUGUAUCCUGGCGCAGUGAGGGGAUACGGUACAAGAAAAAUGAAGUAUUUUUAGAUGUGGUGGAGAGUGUCAAUAUACUUGUCAACAGCAAUGGGCAAAUAAUACGUUCAGAUGUUGUUGGGGCACUAAAGAUGAGAACAUAUUUGAGCGGCAUGCCUGAAUGCAAGCUUGGCCUGAAUGAUAGAGUACUUUUGGAGGCUCAAGGUCGAGCAACAAAAGGAAAAGCUAUUGAUUUAGAUGAUAUCAAGUUUCAUCAAUGUGUACGUUUGGCUAGAUUUGAAAAUGACCGGACAAUAUCCUUCAUACCACCAGAUGGAUCUUUUGAUCUGAUGACCUACAGACUGAGUACUCAGGUUAAACCUCUCAUUUGGGUGGAAGCUCAAGUUGAAAAGCAUUCUAGAAGUCGAAUUGAGAUAAUGGUAAAAGCUCGGAGUCAGUUUAAGGAGCGCAGCACUGCAACUAAUGUUGAAAUUGAACUGCCUGUGCCAUCUGAUUCCACAAAUCCUAAUAUCCGUACAUCGAUGGGCUCUGCUACAUAUGCCCCAGAAAAUGAUGCUUUGGUCUGGAAAAUUAAAUCUUUUCCUGGUAAUAAGGAGUAUAUGUUGAGGGCAGAAUUUAGUUUUCCUAGCAUAACUGCCGAAGAAGCAACUCCUCAGAGAAGAGCUCCCAUCAGCGUUAAGUUUGAGAUUCCAUAUUUUACUGUCUCUGGGAUUCAGGUUCGCUACCUGAAGAUUAUUGAAAAAAGCGGAUAUCAGGCUCUACCAUGGGUCAGGUACAUAACGAUGGCUGGCGAGUAUGAAUUAAGACUAAUGUAGGAAUCUAUUGAUUAUACAUCUUCCAGUCACGUAAAUAUGCAUAGCUGUGGAACCUGUAGAGUAAUAAUGGUGAUUCCCAAGUGGUCUCUCUUCCAAAUUUUGGUGUCGUAAGAGUUCCUUGUCAAGUUGUUUUUCUCUACCUUUUUUAUGUAGUGUUAAUGUUGUUUUGAUGUCUUGUACAUGACAAACAUUUAAAAAUACACAAUUUUUUUUUUUUUUAAA